This is a messenger RNA of Dipodomys ordii (Ord's kangaroo rat), 1167 nucleotides long. It is a transcript of the gene Cldn16, whose product is annotated as claudin 16. Lineage: Eukaryota; Metazoa; Chordata; Mammalia; Rodentia; Heteromyidae. The record is from RefSeq and is a predicted model, not a curated record. Gene Ontology annotation, cellular component: bicellular tight junction; plasma membrane. Gene Ontology annotation, biological process: cell adhesion; bicellular tight junction assembly. The transcript is spliced from 5 exons. Gene Ontology annotation, molecular function: structural molecule activity. Bases 285 to 995 code for a protein of 236 amino acids.
UUCCCCCACUCAGCAUAUACUGAGUCCUUUUCCUGACCUGGCUUCUGAUUGGAGACUGGUUGCUUUGGAUAGUGACCUCCAGGACCCCUGUAAAGGGGUUAUUGCCUGUUUGGGUUAUGUUUACCACAACUUAAGACGUCUGCAGUGGUGUGUGAGAAAGAGGAAAAGAGUUGUGUUUCCUCAGUUCCAGGUACCCAAAGCGGAAGGCCAAUAGCAUUCCAUCUAUCUGAGUGAAAGCAGAGCUGGCAUCGGCCCAUGUGUCCUUUUUGGAAAGACUGCUCACCAUGAUGAGGGAUCUUCUUCAGUAUGUUGCCUGCUUCUUUGCCUUUUUCUCCACUGGGUUUCUGAUUGUGGCCACCUGGACAGAUUGUUGGAUGGUGAAUGCUGAUGAUUCCCUGGAGGUGAGCACAAAAUGCCGAGGCCUUUGGUGGGAGUGUGUCACCAAUGCUUUCGAUGGGAUUCGAACCUGCGAUGAGUAUGACUCCAUAUACGCGGAACACCCCUUGAAGCUUGUGGUAACUCGAGCAUUGAUGAUUACUGCAGAUAUUCUGGCUGGAUUUGGAUUUAUCACCUUGCUCCUUGGACUGGAUUGUGUGAAAUUCCUCCCUGAUGAGCCAUACACUAAAGUCCGUAUCUGCUUUGUUGCUGGGACCACAUUAUUAAUAGCAGGUGCCCCAGGAAUCAUUGGCUCUGUGUGGUAUGCUGUUGAUGUAUAUGUGGAACGCUCUUCUCUGAUUCUGCACAAUAUAUUCCUUGGCAUACAAUAUAAAUUUGGUUGGUCUUGUUGGCUUGGAAUGGCUGGGUCACUGGGUUGCUUUGUGGCUGGAACUUUCCUUACUUGCUGCUUCUACCUCUUUAAAGAUGUUGGUCCUGAGAGAAACUAUCCUUACUCCAUGAGAGCACCCUAUUCUACUACAGCUAUGUCUAAGGCCAAGUCCUACAUAGCUCCACGGACAGAGACAGCCAAAAUGUAUGCUGUAGAUACUAGGGUGUAAAAUGCAGCAUAUUUACCAGUGUUUGUGUGUUAUUUAACCUGUCAGCACAUUCAAGUUAAUAAACCAAUGUUUCACACCUAAGACAGUCAUUUACAUUUUAUAUUCAGGUGAAUUAAUUGCUAGCUUAAUACAAAUAAUUGAUUUGUGAACACUUACCCUUUCUAUUAUUCAC